AGUGGACCAAAGUGGACCGGAGGAGCCGAGGCAGCCGGUCGCACGCGAGCUGCCCUCCAGCUAUAUACCGCAGCCGCACCGCUAGUGACUCACAGAGAUAGACCGUCUCCAUUCACUCAUAGGUUGACCCAAGCCCCAGGCCACCAUGGCGCUCCCACCAGGCUACGCCGACAGCGUACACGAGUAUCCGAACCACGCCGAUCAGCUCCUUCAGCACCUCCACGACCUGCGGAAGGACAGUCGCCUACACGACGUCAUCCUCAAGCUCGCAGACGGCGAGUGGCGAGCGCACAAGUGCGUCCUGUCCGCCUUUUCCGGGUUCUUCCGCUCCCUGUUUGUCACUUCAGGAAGCCGUGAGAGGGAGGUGAAGCUUAAGACUGUGACGUGUAAAGGGAUUGGCCCCCUACUGGAGUACAUGUACACGGGAAAGCUGGAGCUGGUAGAAGAAAACGUUAUGGAGGUGUUCUGUACAGCCGGCUAUCUGCAGGUCUUCAAUGUCCUCAGCGACAUCUCAAAGUUUCUCAGCAACACCACGCUUUCUACACAACAGGGAAGACAAGGUAGUGACCUGACGUGCAGCUUAGCAUGUGACAGCAUGGAGCAGGAGGAAAUGUACAACCAGCAAAGUGUGUGCGAUCCGGCAAGCUUACAACAAGAACUGCGCUCGCAGUCUCCCGAUUCAGGCACACAGUCAGGGGAAGAGUUUAGAGUGGAUGAGGAAAUGGUGACAUCGCUCUCAGGAAACAAUUUUGACAUUCUGGCUGCUCAGAUGAGUCAAAUGACAGCCGAUGCCUUUGCUCAGGUAUUGUCGUUGGACCUUGCGUUUAACACUAACGGGGAAAACUCAACGCUGGUCAAUCCAGAAGUUAUCACGGACGCCAACGGUUUGCCCUCUAUGGUUGUUCUAGACCAGGGGAAGGUUGAACAGGUCCAUGUAGAGCAGUCUGGUCUAGCAAUGCAAGUAAAUGACAUUUCUGUGGAAGGAGAAGCUAGUAUGGAAGAGACACAAGGCAGUGCUAGUGAUACUCACCAGCAGUUGGAUGUCCUAAGCACACAGGACAGCCCUCAACCUUCAGUAGAGGGGACUUCCCAUGCUUCUGUGGUGGAUUGUCCUGUUCAGCAGAAAGACAUCAUGCUGCAAGAAGCAGCAGAAAAGGUCAGCUCUUCAGUACACCCGUCGGACAUUACAACAGCUGAUGAGGUAGAGCUUCGUGCGAGGACCCCUAUCUCAGAUGUUGGUACUGCAGGAGAUGUAGACUCCUUUUCCUCAGAAGGAAAGGAAGAAGGUGGAACUGCAGCUGGGAAUGAAAUGCCUGCGAAUUUGGAUGAGGAAGAGGCUUCUUCUCCCCAGUCUGUACCAAAGGAAGGAGAAGUUGAAAACCAGGCAAAGUUCCAGAAUGUUACAGAACAGUCCGCAGAUGUAGAUAAGGAUGGUUCACCAAUGCCAAUGCAGGCUGGGGAUGUACAGAGUGAACCCAAAACACUUGAAACUGACGACAAGAAUGAGACUACAGUAGCACCACAAACCGAUAAGAAUGAGACUACAGUAGCACCACAAACUGAUGGGACGAAGAAUGUGAGGCAAAAGAGAAAAGCUGUCAGAAAAAGCAAUAAUGCAACAGGAAAGAGAACUCGUAAAACAACGAGCGAGUCUCACGUGUGCUCUGUAUGUGAUGAAGUCUUCCAAAGUAGCAAAAAACUGCAGACGCAUGUGGCAAAGGAUCAUGGCACACAAACCCAGCAAGACAGUGACAGGUCAGAAGCAGUGCAGACUGGAGAAGGGUCCAGUAAACCGGGAAUAAAGCAGUGGACUGUUCAGGACGGUUCUGUGGUUGCUGGUACAAACGAACUGACAGUGCUGCCAGAGAACAUCCAGGCAAAGGAAGGGGAGCCGACACAAAAGGGUCCAGCAAAGAACAACAAUGUAGCAGCAGGGAAGCGACGAAGGAAACUUAUGAACGACCCUUACAAGUGCAACAUCUGCGGCGAAGAGUUACAGAGCUGCGGGAAACUGCGAACACACCUGGCCAACCACGAGGGGGGAAAGAAGCACGAAUGUCCGGUCUGUUCCGCAAAGUUUGGCUACUCGAACCAUCUCGCAGACCACAUGCGUAUCCACACCGGCGAGAGGCCGUACAAGUGUACGCACUGUGACGCGAACUUCAAGCAGAAGUCGACGCUGAUACGCCACACAAGGAGACACACAGGUCAGAUGCCGUACCGCUGCGCAGUCUGCAAUCUUGGUUUCCACGACACGACGCACCUCAAACUUCACCAGAAGACUCACACCAAAGUUCGUAAGGAAACGGUAGAUGAGUUCACAGUUACAGUGCUCGCAGAAGGCUCGACGAUCGAUGCAAGUUGCUUAUUGACGGAAGGAUCUAUUGAUGCAAGUUGCUUCGAAUUGACUGAUGUUCUAAGUUGCUAACACACUCGCAAUAACAAGAAGAACAUGCAUGGGAGAAAUCUUGUCAAGAAAAUAU
Branchiostoma belcheri (Belcher's lancelet) is the source of this 2483-nucleotide messenger RNA. Its product is annotated as zinc finger and BTB domain-containing protein 17-like. Gene Ontology annotation, biological process: regulation of transcription by RNA polymerase II. Gene Ontology annotation, molecular function: RNA polymerase II cis-regulatory region sequence-specific DNA binding; protein binding; DNA-binding transcription factor activity, RNA polymerase II-specific. Bases 146 to 2428 code for a protein of 760 amino acids. The record is from RefSeq and is a predicted model, not a curated record. The transcript is spliced from 2 exons. Lineage: Eukaryota; Metazoa; Chordata; Leptocardii; Amphioxiformes; Branchiostomatidae. Gene Ontology annotation, cellular component: nucleus.